AUGUCUACUACCUUACAUGGGAGACGGAAUAUUGAAGGCUUGGACAUAAAGAGGGUAAAGGAACUGGGAGCAAAAGAGUUUUAUGGUGGUACUGAUCCUGCUGAGGCUGAUGCUUGGCUUACAGAUGUCGAGCGAAUAUUUGAAGUUCUCCAGUGUCCUGAUGGAGAUAAGGUUCGCUUGGCCACCUUCCUGCUAAAGGGGAAUGCAUACCAUUGGUGGAAGACAGUUCGAAGAGGGUAUGCAAACCCUGCUGUCAUUACUUGGGAAGAGUUCCAAAGGGCAUUCUUUGAUCAGUUCUACCCGCAUACUUACAAGACUACGAAGAAGUCUGAGUUUCUGCAUCUGAGGCAGGGUUCCAUGUCAGUGUUCGAGUAUGAGCACAAAUUUAAUGAGUUGCCCCGGUUUGCACCUGAGUUGGUAACCACAGAGGAAGAUAAGUGCAUUCGUUUUGAAGAAGGUAUGUGGCUAGAUAUUCAAGCGGUGGUCACUGCUACAACGUAUCCUACCAUGAGAGCCUUGGCCCAAGUAGCAGACAGGGUGGCGAAGAAGUACAGUCUAGGUGCCGGUAUUGGUAGGCGUCGCAGAGACUCAUCUGGUUUUGGUGGGCCCAGUCAGGGUCCAUCAAAGAGGGUGGUUGGUCUGGAUGACGUGGGACCGGUUCCGGCAGUGGGGGGUUUGGCUCUCGACCACUCUGGAACCAGUCCUUGGGACAACAAUCGGUGGGUAGUACAGCCAGGGAUCCUCAAUGGCAGUUUACUGCAACCUGUUAUAGGUGUGGGCAGGCAGGACAUGUUAGGAAGGAUUGCCCAAACCGUGGGCAGGCUAGUGGCUCUGGGUCAGACACAGAGUGGUUCAUCCUCGUCUGCAGCGUCGUCAUCGAGUAGUGGAGUGCGGUCCACUUUUCAGGGCAGAGGCAAUAGGGGUCAGAAGAGUCAGUCUGGACGCUCUACUACACAGGCCUGUGUAUUCUCAAUGACACAGCAGGAGGCGCAGGCUACACCCGAUGUUAUCACUGGUAUGAUCCCUAUUUUUGGUUACUUUGCUCGUGUUUUGAUAGAUCUCGGGGCCAUCCAUUCUUUCAUCGCCCAUAGUUUCUUACCUUAUGCCAGUGUUAGACCGACACCCAUGGCAGAGAAUUUUAGUAUCUCAUUGCCUACGGGCGAUGUUCUGUUUGCGGACAUGGUUUUCAAGGACUGUUAUGUCCAAUUGACCUUGACAUUAUCUUGGGAAUGGAUUGGCUGGAAAAGUAUCGUGCAUGAGUGGAUUGUUUUCGCCAUAAGGGCAAAACGGUUACUCAAGAAGGACUGUGUGGGAUACUUAGCUCAUAUCAUUGAUACUCAAGGGUCCACUCUGAAUUUGGAAGAUAUUCCUGUGGUUUGUGAAUUUUCAGAUGUCUUUCCUGAUGAUCUUCCUGGUUUGCCUCCCAAGAGAGAAACCGAAUUCACUAUUGAACUUCUUCCAGGAACGAAUCCAAUUCAUCAAGCUCCUUAUAGAAUGGCACCAGCAGAGUUGCGUGAGUUGAAUACUCAAUUGCAGGAGUUGGUGGAUCUCGGGUUCAUUCGACCUAGUGUUUCCCCUUGGGGUGCACUGGUAUUAUUUGUAAAGAAGAAGGAUGGAAGCAUGAGGCUUUGUAUCGAUUACAGGCAAUCGAACAAGGGGACAGUGCGUAAUCGAUAUCCUUUGCCUCGAAUUGACGACUUGUUUGAUCAGUUAAAGGGUGCCAAGUACUUUUCCAAGAUUGAUCUAAGAUCGGGAUAUCAUCAACUCAGAGUACGGGAUGAUGAUAUUCCCAAGACAGCAUUUAGGACUCGUUACGGCCAUUACGAGUUCUUGGUGAUGCCUUUCGGAUUGACAAAUGCUCCAGCAGCGUUUACGGAUCUCAUGAACAGAGUGUUCCGACCUUAUUUGUAUCACUUUGUGAUUGUGUUCAUAGACGACAUCCUGGUUUAUUCUCGAACUUUGGAGGGUCAUAAGAAACAUCUGAGGCUGAUAUUGAAGACUUUGAGAAGGAAAGUGGACUUCCUUGGACAUGUGAUAUCAGCAGAAGGAAUCUAUAUGGACCCUCGUAAAGUAGAAGCAGUUGUGAAUUGGGUGCAACCCACAAGUGUAACAGAGAUACGGAGUUUCUUGGGGUUAGCGGGCUACUAUCGUCGGUUUGUAGAAGGGUUUUCUUCAAUAGCAACACCUCUUACUCAGUUGACGAGGAAGGAUGUUAAAUUUGAGUGGACGGAGGAGUGCGAACAGAGUUUUCAGGAGUUGAAGAAGCGGUUAACCACCGCACCUGUUCUGGCUCUUCCGGAUAACUCGGGGAACUUUGUGAUCUAUAGUGACGCAUCUUUACAAGGCUUGGGAUGUGUUCUGAUGCAACAUGAUCGGGUAAUUGCUUAUGCCUCAAGGCAACUCAAGAAGCACGAGCAGAAUUAUCCUGUCCAUGACUUGGAACUUGCCGCAGUGGUGUUCACUCUCAAAAUCUGGCGGCAUUACCUGUAUGGUGAGACGUGUCAGAUUUUCACUGAUCACAAGAGCCUCAAGUACUUUUUCACUAAGAGGGAGUUGAAUAUGAGACAGCGGCGUUGGCUGGAAUUGAUUAAGGACUAUGACUGUACGAUUGAGUAUCAUCCCGGCCGAGCUAAUGUGGUAGCUGAUGCACUAAGUAGGAAUGUUGGUGGAAGUCUAGCUCAUCUCAGAAUGGUCUAUCUUCCGUUAUUGGUAGAACUGCGGAAGGAUGGUGUGGAUUUGGAAAUGACUCCUCGGGGAGGAAUGCUUGCUAGUGUGCAUGUGAGGCCUAUUCUGGUUGAGCGGGUGAUCGCAGCACAAUUGGGAGAUCCUAAUCUUUGUGUGAUAAGGUCGGAAGUAGAGAAUGGUACACGGACGAAGUAUGCAAUAAGAAAGGAUGGAGCUUUGGUGACUGGAACUUGUCUUUGUGUACCCAAGAACAAUGAAGACUUGAGAAGGGAAAUCAUGGAAGAAGCUCACUGUUCUACUUACUCUAUGCAUCCGGGUAGUACUAAGAUGUAUCGGACUCUACGUGAGUACUACUCGUGGCCGCAUAUGAAGGGGGAUAUUGCUAAGUAUGUGCGCAGGUGUCUGAUUUGUCAACAAGUGAAAGCGGAACAGCAGAAACCGUCCGUACUCAUGCAACCACUUCCGAUCCCUGAAUGGAAGUGGGAGCUUAUCACAAUGGACUUCGUUUUCAAACUUCCACGUACUUCCAAAGGGCAUGACGGAAUUUGGGUGAUAGUUGACAGACUCACCAAAUCCGCCCAUUUUCUACCUAUAAAGGAAACCUAUUCCUUGUCAAGGCUGGCAAAACUCUUUGUGGAUGAGAUCGUGAGGUUGCACGGAGCUCCUAUGUCUAUUGUAUCGGACAGGGAUGCAAGGUUCACAUCUCAUUUCUAG
Messenger RNA from Prunus armeniaca (apricot), 3399 nucleotides. The record is from the annotation of a GenBank genome assembly. NCBI's taxonomy places the organism in Eukaryota, Viridiplantae, Streptophyta, Magnoliopsida, Rosales, Rosaceae.